This is a messenger RNA of Symbiodinium pilosum, 582 nucleotides long. NCBI's taxonomy places the organism in Eukaryota, Dinophyceae, Suessiales, Symbiodiniaceae. The record is from the annotation of a GenBank genome assembly.
AUGUUUUCACAGUGCCGGCGAAUUCCUACAUGUGUCGGUUCAAGAUGCGCUCAUGCUGAGCAGCAGGACCAACCAAGUAGAGGAAAUCUCGCAUUUGCAGUUCGCAACACCAUUCAGUGGAGCAGGCUUCCAGCUGCAAAGUCCUUGGCAGGCUCCAUGAGCAUCGACUCUGUGCUCAGAGGCGCAAGCUUGGAGUUGCGGGUCCAAGAGAAAGCUAGGAAUCGGAACAAGCGUGGCAUAUACUGUGUUGACUUGUCAAGGCAUGGAGGGAGACUUGGGAAGCUCGCGUACAGAAGUGCCGACUUCGACGCGCUUGUUAGCACUGUUUUGGAUGAGCUGAAGGUGGCUGGGCUGUUCAUGUUUCCCACCAAGGUUUUGGAGCGGCACGCGCUCGUGGAUCAGAAGCCUGUGUCGCUUCAGCUGUAUCCUCCCUGGGCCCUCCCAAAGCGUGAAUCUGCCCGAAUGAAGCAUGCAUGGCAGCUGGAUCACUUCGUAGAUCUUCGAGACUGGAAGGGAGGAGAUGCGCUGCCAAGCUGCUGUCGCGAUCGACUUCUUGACUUGUUGCAGGGCUUCGAGGACUGA